Molecule: messenger RNA, 768 nt
Organism: Oryza brachyantha (malo sina)
Lineage: Eukaryota; Viridiplantae; Streptophyta; Magnoliopsida; Poales; Poaceae
Exons: 3
Coding region: 1-768 (255 amino acids)
Source: RefSeq, a predicted model, not a curated record
AUGGUGUCUCCAGAAAUUCAAAAGGACAUUGCUCAUUGCUUUGCAGAGGUCAUAGUAAAUUCUAUUAUUGAAGAGAUCGGUGGUGAUGUGUUUUGCUUGAUGGUUGAUGAAUCCGCUGAUGUCUCAGACAAGGAACAAAUGGCUAAAUGGCUGUUGUUUUACGUGCUCGAAUAUGUGGAGAAGUAUGGCCUAAAUGACAGUAAGAGGAGUCAAGCCCGUGGGCUCAUAGAUUAUCUUCAAGACUUUGAUUUUGUGUUUCAUUUGCAUUUGAUGUUGAUAAUCUUGGGGCAUGCAAAUGCUCUAUCACUUUGUUUACAAAGGAAAAAUCGAGACAUAUUGGAGGCCAUGCUAGAGGUGAAGUCAACCAAAGAAAAAUUCCAGGAGAUUAGAGAUGAUGGUUGGGAAUCUUUAUGGGAGAAAACAUAUUCAUUUUGUGAUGAGCAUGGCACUGCUAGGUUGGACAUGGAAGAGGAGUACAUUGAACGUCAUAAACCAAGGAAAAAGACAAACCGCACUAAUUACCAACACUAUAGAUGGGAUUGUGUGAACCCUGUUUUAGACUUGCUACUUAUUGAGUUUAAUGAUCGUUUCAGUGAAACAAAUUCAAAUUUGCUUACUUGCAUGGCUGCUUUCAAUCCUAAGGAUUCUUUUGCUGACUUCAAAUUGGAUAGCCUCAUGGAACUUGCUAAGCUAUAUCCUAAUGAUUUUAGUUCAUUUCAAAUGAAGGACCUUGCUCAUGAACUUGACAUAUACAUUGACAAUGUAUGA